This is a messenger RNA of Dioscorea cayenensis subsp. rotundata (Guinea yam), 2480 nucleotides long. Its product is annotated as probable dolichyl pyrophosphate Glc1Man9GlcNAc2 alpha-1,3-glucosyltransferase. Gene Ontology annotation, molecular function: dolichyl pyrophosphate Glc1Man9GlcNAc2 alpha-1,3-glucosyltransferase activity. NCBI's taxonomy places the organism in Eukaryota, Viridiplantae, Streptophyta, Magnoliopsida, Dioscoreales, Dioscoreaceae. The record is from RefSeq and is a predicted model, not a curated record. Gene Ontology annotation, cellular component: endoplasmic reticulum membrane. Gene Ontology annotation, biological process: protein N-linked glycosylation.
AGAAAUUAAACAUAAAUUUCAAAUAUUUAAAGAGUCUAAACAUAAAAAACACAUUCGCUUCUUUGUUCCUCGAAUUCCUCUCGUUCCCGCGAACUCAUCGAUCUCCACCGCCGCCGCCACCAUCUCCGGCUCGCCGGCGCCAUCGCCAUGUCUGACCUCCCAUGGUUCUUCGCCGUGGUGGCUUGCUUGAAGCUCCUCCUCAUUCCCUGCUACCACAGCACUGACUUCGAGGUCCACCGCCAUUGGCUUGCCCUCACCUCGUCGCUCCCACUCCAUCAAUGGUACUCCGAUCUCUCCAGCCCUUGGACCCUCGACUACCCCCCUCUCUUCGCCUUCUUCGAGUACCUCCUCUCCCUUCCCGCCUCCUUCUUCGAUCCAUCCAUCACCAAUCUCCACUCCCACAAUCUCUCCUCCCCCUCCGCCGUCCUUUUCCUCCGCCUCUCCGUCUCCUUCUCAGAUCUUAUCCUUCUACUCGCCGCCAAUCUUCUCUCCGCUCCGUUUCCUCCCCUCCGCCGCCGCAUCACCCUUCUCCUUCUCAUCUGGUCCCCCGCGCUCCUCAUCGUCGACCACGUCCAUUUCCAGUACAACGGGUACCUUCUCGGUAUCUUCCUGCUUUCCCUUGCCUUGCUCGCUCAGGGGAGGGAUUUGCUUGGCGGGAUUGUCUUUGCGGCUGUGCUUUGCUCCAAGCAUUUGUUCCUCGUUGCUGCGCCAGUGUACUUCGUGUAUUUACUCAGGCAUUACUGCCGAGGAGGGCUCUGGACAGGGACUAGGAGGUUGCUGACCAUGGGCGUUGCGGUUGCUGCUGUAUUUGCGGCCGCCUUCGGGCCCUUUGUGUACUAUGGUCAGAUUCAACAGGUUUUCCGUCGUUUAUUUCCCUUUGGAAGGGGUUUGACUCAUGCAUAUUGGGCUCCAAACUUUUGGGUUUUUUACAUAAUCCUGGACAAGGGGCUUGCUUUUAUUCUGGCCAAGUUUGGUUUCUCUAUUCCAACUCCUAAGGCGUCAUUUACUGGUGGCCUUGUUGGUGAGUCAUCACCCUUUGCGGUGCUUCCACAGGUCACGCCAGUUGUAACUUUCUUGCUGGUUUUGCUUGCUAUGUCACCAUGCCUUGUUAAAGCAUUCUUCAAUCCCCAGCCAAAGCACAUUGUUAGAUGGGUUUCAUAUGCAUGCGCUUGUGGUUUUAUGUUCGGGUGGCAUGUCCAUGAGAAAGCAUCACUUCAUUUUGUCAUACCCCUUGGUAUAAUCGCAACAAACAGCUUGGAUGAUGCAAGGCAUUACUUUUUGCUGUCAAUAGUAUCAUGCUAUUCAAUGUUCCCCCUUCUGUUUGAGCCGCAGGAGUAUCCGAUAAAAGUUCUGCUAUUAGUCAUACAUGCAAUGUUCAUGUGGAUGGGUUUCUCAACCUAUUUCAGUCAAAGAACAAAUACCAAAGGAACGAAAAAGGCAAUGACCCAAAGGACCUGCAAGGGAAGUGAACUAAUAGGAUAUGUCGGAAUUUGUUAUCUCUCGAGUUUGGUACUGAUCGAAAUCUGGGGUCAGUUUUUACAUCCAUACAUUCUCGGAAACAGACUUCCCUUCCUACCUCUGAUGCUGGUCUCAAUACAUUGCGCUGUUGGAAUGAUGUAUUCUUGGGCAUGGCAACUUAGACAGAUCCUGAGAUACACUUGAAAUUAUUUUUAUUUUUGCCAAGACAUUUCUUCAUUGUAGACUACCAUGAUCAAUAUCCAAUAAUUUUCUCCCAAGUACUGUCAUAUUAAAACAAUUGAUUUUGAGUGUCUUGAUAUGCAGAUUUUUCAAGGAGAAACUGGCAAUUCGGUCACGUCCCAUGAUAUUGAACCAAAGCUGUGCAUAUUUUGAGUCAUUGUUUACUAUGGACUGUGAAACCUGAAAUGAAAGCAGGGAAAGGACUGUGUUUGCAAUGAUGAACCUGUUUUGAGGUUCAUGCAGGCGUGCUGGGGACACAGAUGCAGAGAGCACCAAAAGAGAAUAUGAUCAUUUGUUAACAAUUCAAACCAAAUAGGUAUGCACUCUUCUCUGACAUCCACUUUUGUUAAACUACUGCUCUACACUUAUCCUUGGGCCCGGUCAUCGUAGUCCGGGUUCGGUUUUAGUUUGAUUCAGGUUUAGAUCAAAAUAAACCGGGCUCGGACUCGGGCUCAUGCUCGUGCUCGGGCUCGAUCCAGGGCUAGGUUUAUACAACAUUGUAGGCUAAUGAUUGUUAUGAAGAUGUUUCGGUAAUAUUAAAACCAAACUCAAGGGGUGAAAACUCAAGCAAGCAUGAAGCAUUGCAUGCGCAUACUCUCCAUUCCCAAUGCUUUUUCUUCUGUUAUUUUAUUCUCUUUGCCUGUCAAUGAGAAGUUGUAUAUGCUUUUAAAUUUUAAAACACCUUCAUCUCUAUUUCUACACCAAUCAGUUGAGAUAUAUAUAUAUAGAAGAAGAGCAUGUAGAGCAUGUAGAGCAUGUACUAUAACAAGAUGGGGAAAAGA